UUCAAGGUGCAGCUUUUCUUAAUGCUGUGUAAAGGUAAAGUAAACUCUUGUAUUUAAUUUUUUAGUGGUAGGAUUCAUGAGCAUUGAACACAGAUAUUUUCUGUUUGGAGUUCAGUGAUCAUGAAUUCUAUCUUUUAAAUGCAAAAAUAUUUGCACAAUCUAUUACAUCCAACCACUUUGUUUCUUAAAUAAUUUUAAGUUUAUUGCACCUGACUAUUCUCUUCCUUGGCAAAAACAAAGAGAAUAUACAAGUUCUGGCAGGCAAGGUUUGAAAAUCUUCUCCUAUUAUCUUUUCCCCUAAAAAAAUUGGAAUUCUUCUUCUUUCUUAAAUGGAGAUAAUUGUAUUUUCCUUAUUACAGUGCAUUUAUGAUUGGGGAUGAGAAACUAUUGACAAAUGCACAUUGUGUUGAGCAUGAUACACAGGUUAAGGUGAACAGAAGGAGAGAUGAUACCAAAUAUGUUGCCAAGAGGAACUUGGAACGUGGAACGUGGCCUGGACAUUUAGUGCUUUCUGUCUCAGCUUUGGAUUGCUGCCUAGAAGUUCGUCGACACUUAGAGUCGGGUGCUGAUGUGCUGCCACCGUGUCUCUUAGUUUUCACCUUCUUACCUCCCUUCUUCGAUUGAGAUUGCAAGUUUCUUUUUGGUGCCAUUAUAAAAUACAACCUCUAAAUGUAAAUUGACAACAUCAAUAACUUGUUA
Ziziphus jujuba (common jujube) is the source of this 699-nucleotide messenger RNA. Its product is annotated as protease Do-like 2, chloroplastic. Bases 367 to 624 code for a protein of 85 amino acids. The transcript is spliced from 3 exons. The record is from RefSeq and is a predicted model, not a curated record. NCBI's taxonomy places the organism in Eukaryota, Viridiplantae, Streptophyta, Magnoliopsida, Rosales, Rhamnaceae.